UUUCUCUAAUUUCGCUGUGUAAAAAACCCUACUUAAACGCACCGUGUUCAACAUAUCACUUCAUCAGAUACUUUGAAUAAUAAACCUCAGAUUCUCCAUUAGCUUCCUAGAAAUCCCAAAAUUCAGACCAAAAUUAAAACCUCCAGAUUCACAUCAGAUUAUAAAUGAUAUGAUGAGCAGACCAAACGACCACCUAAAAAUCUCCAAAAAACAACAAGAAAUGGACGAGAAUAUGAUCACUACUGCACUGAUGAUGACGAUCCUACGUGGGAUUCAACAGGCCAAAGACCUGGAGCCGAACCUAGCUCACAACCUCGCCAGCCGACGUGAUUACAUUGCCCGAGCCUGCGAUGACAUCGUUAGGGUUUUCAGCAGCGUCAGGGAGAGGGUUUCAUCAUCAUCGCCGCCGCAGGUGAUCGCUCCGCCGCCGCUGCAGCUCGGCGGCGUUCUUGAUCACACCUGGCUGAGCACCACCGCCGCCCAUGAUCCUCACCUUUUUCAACCUCACAUGGUGGCACCACUGCCACUUCCGGCUCAACCCGUGGCGGCAGCGGCGGCGAGGGUACACCGCUCCGGGAGCUGUGGCGGCGUGCCGGCGGCACAAAGACCAAGACGGCUGAGUAGGAGGGAUGAAAUAGACAGACAUACGAAGAUAGUAGAAGCUCCUCAGAUGGGAAAUGUUGAUAUUCCACCUGAGGAUGGCUAUACUUGGAGAAAAUAUGGGCAGAAAGAGAUCCUAGGCUCAAGAUUCCCCAGGGCAUACUAUAGAUGCACUCAUCAAAAACUGUAUAGUUGUCCGGCCAAGAAGCAAGUCCAACGUUUGGACGACAAUCCUUUCAUGUUCCAAGUAACCUACCGAUCUAAUCACAUCUGUCACAUGUCCGCCACCGCUCCCUCGUCGGCGCCGCCGCCCCUGCAGCCACCGCCGACGACGUCGAGCGGCGGAGCAGUAACCGGCAGCUGGCUCACCAUGGACAUCAAGCCGCAGCCGCCGGGGGAAGCUGCAGGUACGAGUUCCGGCGGCCCUUUUGGUGGCGGCCAUGCCGUCUCGGUUUCUAGCACUAGCAACGUGCCCGUGGCAGCCGGCAGCGGCACCGCCGGGCCCUCCACCGCGAGGUACGAUAGGGACGUUGUCGGCGGCAGCGGCGGCGGCGACUACGGCGGCCAGCCGGUGGUGGACUUGGUUGACGUCAUGUUCAAUUACUCCGGUUCUAGCAGCAAUAAUAGCAUGGAUUUAAUAUUCCCUUCCACGGACCAAAAAGGGGAUAUUUCCGGAGAAAAAAACUAAUUUAAUUAAGGGGAAAGGUCAUAUUUGACCUUAAGUUAUAUCGAGUCUCUAAGUUAUCGGGGGUGUAAAAUUAGUCUUUCAAUUUUUAUUUUAAGUGGUAUUUUUAGUUUGGACUGACAAAAAUUGCUAAGUUGAUUAAAGGAAAAUGACAUGAACUGUAAUUUUGUAA
This is a messenger RNA of Ipomoea nil (Japanese morning glory), 1457 nucleotides long. RefSeq names its product WRKY transcription factor 55-like. The record is from RefSeq and is a predicted model, not a curated record. Bases 170 to 1288 code for a protein of 372 amino acids. The transcript is spliced from 3 exons. Lineage: Eukaryota; Viridiplantae; Streptophyta; Magnoliopsida; Solanales; Convolvulaceae. Gene Ontology annotation, molecular function: sequence-specific DNA binding; DNA-binding transcription factor activity. Gene Ontology annotation, biological process: regulation of DNA-templated transcription.